Molecule: messenger RNA, 939 nt
Organism: Drepanopeziza brunnea f. sp. 'multigermtubi' MB_m1
Lineage: Eukaryota; Fungi; Ascomycota; Leotiomycetes; Helotiales; Drepanopezizaceae
Source: RefSeq, a predicted model, not a curated record
AUGGCGGGCUUCCCUUACCCCUCUUCCCCCUCCCACGCCUCCCUCCACGCGACACUCUACACGCUCCUCUCCGCCUCGAGAACCCCCAUAGGCUUCAUCACCGAGCCUGUCUUCAAUGCCCUCGCCAAGGUCCCCAUAGCCAUAAAAGGCGAACUCGAAGUCUCGCGCACUCGGCGUACCAUCCUCGCAUUUACCCAGGCCAGCGAAGCCCAACGAUCCGCCGCAAUCGCAGCAACCUGCUCACACUGGCGCACUCACAAGACCUUUGCCGUCCUGGAAGGUUGGCGCGACGAGCUCUACCCCGUCUACGAUCCCGGUAACGAACUGCUGUUCAGCGUCGAGCGCAGCGCGAGCUGUCUGUUCGGCGUCGUGACGUACGGUGUGCACAUGACGGCCUACACCCGGGACAUGGAUGCGAGUUUCGGGAUCAAGAUUUGGGUGCCGAGACGGGCGAGCACGAAACAGACGUAUCCGGGCAUGCUGGAUAAUACCGUGGCGGGCGGGAUGGCGACGGGCGAGCAGCCGCUGGAGUGUGUGGUGAGGGAGGCGCAGGAGGAGGCCUCUCUGCCGGAGGGGCUGGUGAGGGAGAAUGUCAAGGCGCAAGGCACAGUUACGUACUGCUAUGUUAGGGACGAAAGGGCGGGCGGGGAGACGGGCCUGGUACAGCCGGAGUGUCAGUAUGUUUUUGACUUGGAGCUGCCCAAGGAGACGCUGUGCAAGCCGAAUGAUGAUGAGGUGGAGGGGUUCGGGUUGUGGAGCGUAGAGGAGGUGCAGGUCGCGCUGGGAAGGGGGGAGUUCAAGCCGAAUUGCGCGGUUGUUAUGCUUGACUUCUUCGUGCGGUGGGGGGUCCUGACAAAGGAGAACGAGAAGGACUACGAGGAGAUUGUGAGGAGGUUGCAUAGGAAGCUCGAGUUUCCCGGGCCACAUAGUGGGGAGUAG